CUCUCUCUGUGUGUAUCAGGUUUGCUUAGCGCUUCAAACUAUAUUACAUCCUCCAGAGAAGUCAAGCUGCUGACAGACUGAUAAGAGAUUGUCAGGGAAACUUUAUGUCUGUUUCUUUAUGAGGCUGGGAGGGCUGCUUUGGAGCUGAAGGAGAAAAGUUUAAUCCACUUAGAAAUUAGUUGAUGGUAGCCUGAGUUAACACAGUUCAGCCCGUUCCUGUAACAAGAUCAAGGCAACCAUGGAGUGGGAAUUACCUUAUCGGAGUCCACUGUUGGGAAUGAAGUGCGCACUUUGGUUUUACUCUGUUCUGCUGUGCAUUGUUGGAGCCAAUGGUGAGAUGUCCCAUGGCCACUCCACACUUAGUGUUUCUGUACCCCAUCAGUACUACAUGUGCCCUGAGGGUGCAACGGUCAAACUGGUGUGUUCACAGAAAGGUGCCGGCAUGUACCCACACGAUUCCUUGAGAAGCAGUUGGCUGUACACCCCCCAUGUUGACCAGCACUGCCGCAGGGUGGGUCCGCGCAAUGGCUCCCUUUCUGACCGAGCUGGUGCCAACCACAGCCUUCCUCGAGGGGUGCAUUUCGGGCACGGAGAGCACAAUUUUUGGGUGACGCUGCAGAACGUGACCAUGCUCGACCAGGGCCGCUACUGCUGCAUGGUCCUGGAUUUCCGCCAACCUGAAGCCGGUGCGGAACACAAACAUGUCCUCCUGCAGAAUGCCCACAGCCAUGUUGUGCUCCAUGUGAUGCCACGGAGAAACGGCUCACAAGAAUGCACUGUUGUGGAUCUCAAGGCGCCUGAAGGUACUGUGUCCGUGGUCUUGGCCACAGUCGCCUGCAUCAUGGCUCUGCUCUCUCUGCCUAUUAUUCUGGUCCUUGUGUACAAACAGAGGCAGAAUUCCCAGUCCAGCAGACGUGCACACGAGCUGGUGAGGAUGGACAGUGAGGCUCAGGGCCAUGAGAACCCUGUGUUUCUGGGCGGAUCGCCACAGACCAAGACCCGCACAGUUUCUCAGAUCAUGACUAGGCAGGCCUCUGAGACGGGACGCCACCUGCUGUCAGAACCAGGAACUCCUCUGUCUCCUCCAACACAUGGAGAUGUAUUCUUCGCAAUACCGGAUCCCAUUCCAGAGUCUCCAGACUUCCUGCAGCUUUAAAGUGGAUGCAGCCUCCUUCGAUUCUGUGACCCUUGACGUGGAAACAGUCCUGCGAUUCUCUUCUUCUUCUCCUCUCUGCCUCCAGAGCUAUUUGCCCCUGUGGCCUGUCACACAAUAACCUCUGCUGAGAGAGCUGUCUGUGCACUGUCUGGACCGCAGGAGGGAAGGACUGUUGUUUUUUUCUUUUUUUUUUCUUUUUUUUUGUACAAAAACUCAUUCCACCUGCAACAACAGCUUGAGGCGUAGCUUUUGCCUCUCAGCUCUUGUGUUGUAGCGGGGGCAGGGUAUGUGUGUGACGCUCCAUCUGACUACUGAUGACGGCUCAUGGACCAACAGGUGCCCUGGCCUUUUGAUCUGGCGGGGCCCACUGCUUGGGAUGUCCCAGAGGGAGGAGGGUGGGGUCUGUCUGUGCAGGGAUGGGCAUGUUAAGGGCUAUAACUCAACUCCUGUGGACUUGAAGGGUCAUCCUUUAGAUCACCAGGCCUUUUUUUCUCUUUUACUCCUCCUGCCGUUGUGUUGAAUGCCUUUAACUGUGUUAAAUUGUCAGAGGAGUCAGUAGUCUGUAUUUUUCUAAGACAAGUUUACCGUAAGGAACUUGCUCUAAUGGCAUUACACCGUUCCACUCCCAGUACUUCCACUUGGCCACGGCUUCUUUUCUCUUCCCUCUUUGCUACCUCAGUUUCGUCAACUCUGUUAUUGUAAAUACUCGCUCUUCCCCUUUGUGUAACCUCACCUCCUAGCUCCAGCACUGACAGUGGCCUUGAUAACAUUCAUCCAGUGCUGGAAAUGGUGAUAUGUAUUCACAAAAAAACAAAACAAAACAAAACAAAACAAAAAAAAAUUUUGUUCUCGCCAACUGCUUCAUCACUGCCACGAUGACAUUUAAAAAAAAAAAAAAAAAAGUUUCAGUUUUUCUUCUUUGUGUAUAUGUUAACAUUUAACAACUGCCAUGUGUAUACUGUUAUUUGUGUGAAGUUGUAACUUACAAUUUUUGCGUGACAAAACUGCUUUGGGGUUGUUACCUAAGUAUGAUUUCUGCCACAUAUGGAGGAACAGCUUUGAAGUCUUAAACCAAAAAACAAUCACAGCAAGGACGAGCAUGAUGGAAGUUGAGCAAUACGUUUGCAAUGGUAGUUGGGGUGCGUGUGUGCCUGUGUGUGUGUGCGUGUGUGAGAGUGAUGGUGUGAAACCACUGGUGGGUUUUUUAACAUGGUGCAAAUUCUGUAGCAGGUGCUCAGAGUA
Molecule: messenger RNA, 2398 nt
Organism: Myripristis murdjan (pinecone soldierfish)
Lineage: Eukaryota; Metazoa; Chordata; Actinopteri; Holocentriformes; Holocentridae
Gene: vsir
Product: V-set immunoregulatory receptor
Exons: 7
Coding region: 239-1156 (305 amino acids)
Biological process (GO): regulation of immune response; negative regulation of alpha-beta T cell activation
Cellular component (GO): plasma membrane
Source: RefSeq, a predicted model, not a curated record